AUGCUUGGACCAGCAAAGAGCGGACUCUUACAGCUUGUCGAUGAACUUCUUCUCAACAUUAUCGAUCAUAUCAACGCCCGGGAUGCACUGUGCAAUCUUGCUGCGACGUGUACGAGAUUCCAGGGUCUUGUUGAGCCGUACAUCUGGCAUGAUCUUCAAGUGCUGAAGGGCGAACACGCACGGAGGAUUGCCAAAGCGCUUGACAGCCGAGACGAGCGACCGGAUUGCAUUCAAAGCCUUGCCAUUCGAUAUCAGGACGAAUAUCGCGAUGGCAUAGAGGAGCUAAAUCACUUCAUAGGCUUGAUGAGUAGGCUGCGACACCUGCAUAUUGAGAGCCCUUGCCCAAACAAUUCAGAAUGGCAGCAAGGCAAUAUCUACUUCGAUGGGUACUCGAGGAUUGAUUACUCAAACUUGUUAGCUAGUGCGGUGUAUCCGCGGAUGGAUAUGCAAAGAGCGUUGCCUAUGCUGCAGUCAUUAACACUGCAUGCGCAUGGCUCAGGAGAUAACAAAUUCACUCUUGGCCGGGCGACGGCCAUGUUUAGACAUCCAACAUUACGCAACAUUACAUUGUCGUGCUUGAACUUCGACAACAGAAUCGGGGCGCCGUUUGAGGUUUCUGAAAAGGAAAUCAAAACUACGCCGCUCCAGUCACUAACACUAAUCGAAUGUAACGUCGAUGUGUUCUUUCUAGAUACCGUUUUGAGCCUUCCAAAAGCCCUAAAGGAGCUAUCGAUUGGUGAACGACUACACGCCUUUGAGGGGUGUCAACCAUCCAUGGUUUCAGAACACCGCACAUCUUCGAAGUUAUUUCUUACAGCACUACAAAGACAAGCCGAUUCUCUACGGCGCCUAGCGCAUUGUGGAGGCCAUCUCGGUCAUUUAACUCCCCGCGAAACCGAUCCAGAAGGCACGGCAAAGCUACGCUCACUUGUAAACCUCGAGCACCUCGAACUGGGUUUCGAAUCACACCUCUACUACUACCUCCGCAUGGACGGUUUCCCUCCAGCCCUGAAAUUCCUCAAAAUGCUCGACUCGGCCAUUUCCAACAACGCCGCGCACGACCUGCGCUCUCUAUCCGCAAUCGUCUUCCGUUCGCUCACUUCGCUCACAACUGACUGCUUGCCUCGCACUCUAGCUGACGACUUCACACUACAUCUCAAGUUCUCGGACCACUCCUUCUUCCGCCUCGUCGAAAUGACCAGCUCAGCCGAUCAAUCCCAUCUCCUCAGCACCCUCUUCUUCGACCGCCCCUCCACGUAUAAAAUUGCCUCUAUGCUCAAAUCCUACAGCCCUAGAUCGCGCUUCAUCGUCUCGCGCGAGUGCUUCCGCAGCGGCAGAUCAUUUAUUCCGCCAUACAUGUAUGGCGAGGAGUUGCCGGUGGACGAGGUCAUGUAUAAUAGCGACGACUUUUGGCGCUUCAACGGUAUCAAUUACCGCAUCAUGGAUGAUGAGACUUGGAGGAAUGAGCUUAAGAAAGGGAAAAAGUUGAGGGUUUGUAAGACGUGUCAGAGGAGGGGUAUGGGCGUGGAUGAUUGUCUUAGUUUGGGGGAUGGCAGCGCGUGUGUUCCUUGUAGGGCUACGAGGGUGGAUGCUUGUGAGUGGGAUAGGGAUGCGAGUGGGGAGUUGGUGGGGGGCGGGGAUGUGGAAGAUGGGCAGGGGUAG
Messenger RNA from Bipolaris sorokiniana ND90Pr, 1662 nucleotides. RefSeq lists its product as uncharacterized. NCBI's taxonomy places the organism in Eukaryota, Fungi, Ascomycota, Dothideomycetes, Pleosporales, Pleosporaceae. Gene Ontology annotation, molecular function: protein binding. Bases 1 to 1662 code for a protein of 553 amino acids. The record is from RefSeq and is a predicted model, not a curated record. The transcript has 2 exons.